Molecule: messenger RNA, 300 nt
Organism: Fusarium graminearum PH-1
Lineage: Eukaryota; Fungi; Ascomycota; Sordariomycetes; Hypocreales; Nectriaceae
Exons: 3
Coding region: 1-300 (99 amino acids)
Source: RefSeq, a predicted model, not a curated record
AUGCCUGAUAGUUCAGAUCUAGCGGAACAUAUGAGUGCCAUCGAUGCUGCUCUAACAAGAAUGGAGACUCUGAAGAUGAAGAGUCCCGCUUGCUCGAAUGUUUACCGCAUUCUUCGUUGCCUUCGAUCAUAUCUCAAGAAGCGAGAGCCUGAGCUGACAGUCCUGCCGGAGGAUCUUGAACUCAGGUUUGAGGACUGGGCGAAUAACGUUGACUGGUUCAGACCAGACGCAAUUGAUUGGGCCGUCUGGGAUCAAUACAUAACACCCCAGAGCGAUUAUCCUGAAAACAUUAUGAGUUGA